UCGUGCAAUUCCCGUGCAAUCGCCCCCAUCGAGGGCAAUCGAUUGCGUCAGCGCAGACAGCGCCGCGCAAACGCGAAACAAACUCCACACGGCCUGUCGCGCUCGCACCGGAUGAAUCUGAUGAGCUCUAAAGCUCUUCAUCUCUCUCUCACAGAUGUUCAAUUGAACCACCACUGGCUCGCAACGACCACCACCCCAUCGCCAACGCGUCCACCACCACAACAACCUUGCACCACCACCACCGCCAAUGUGCGAGGAUUUCUGUUGGUCGACGGGCAAGCUGGAGGAGAUGGUUGAGCUGUACCGGGGCAGCCCGUGCCUCUACGACGCGUUGCUGCCCGACUACCACGUGAAGUGGAAGAGGAAACGGGCUCUGCGGGAAAUGGCGCAACGACUCGGCACCACCGAGGACGAAGUCUCGAGAAAGAUCAGAAACCUCCGCACAGUCUACUCUAAGAAGAAGAGAGAGGGCAAAAUCAGGCGUGGCGGAGACGCCGGCUGCGACGCGUCCAGGCAGACCUGGUGGCUACUGCCGCGUCUGGAAUUCCUUGACGACUUUGUCUGCCCCAAGAAGACCAUCUCCAAUGUCUCCUCCUCCUCCAGCUUGCAGGUGGAACGCGUCGACGACCAGAGCAGUCACGACGGGGGGGAGCAGAAACGGGACAGGGAUGGAGCUGACCCACCAACCCCUUCCGCAAACAUCACGGACAUCACACACUCCAUGGACACCUCCACGCACAGCCCUGAAUGUACACCCCGGAGGCCACAAUUUCCAAAGCCGAUGUGCAGAGACAAAGGGAACGCCGUCGCAGCAGGAGGCAGUCAGCUGAUGGAAUCGGCCAUGAGGUGCGUGGAGGCGCACUCCGCCCGGCUGAUGAGGGAGGACGACGAACACGAUGUGUUUGGUCGCUUCGUCGCCAACGAGCUACGCUCCCUGCCAGACACUGAGCGCAGGCGUUUGAAAUACAAACUCCUUGCUGCACUUCGAGAUGCGCAGUCCCCCGCAGCACCGCGGAUAAGUGCCUCCUACGCGGGGCACGCCGCCAACGCGACCCGGUCACCCACACCGAGCUCACCGUGAAUAUCGUCAUCCUCGUCGUCAUUGGCCACGACCAAUCCACUGCUGGAUGAUAGGCCCCCCCCCCCCCCCCCACAAGCUCUCGCCAUCUCUCACGAGUCCGCGAUGUGCACGAUGGCAGCAAAUAUAUUCAGGAGCUCGAUGCCAGAUGUCGAGGUCUGUUCGCCACGAGAGGUUUUCAGGAGGGGUUUGUGGUUUUGCUGUUCCUCCUCCGUUGAAAGAGCGCAGUCUACAAUGUGGUACUUUGUAGCCCCGACCGCACUCCUGUGGCUUGUCUUUCAUUCUCCAUCUAUGAAGGAGAUGUGUGCAUUGGCCUGUUGAUGUCGUGAUGCGGUUCAUGUUUCCAUCGGUGUCUUCCAGGAAUGUCAAAUCCAGGAGGUGCGUGAUGUUUGGGUCUCGAAUGAGGAGGUGUUUAUUCUGGACAUCCACGUUGUUCCACUCUGUUCGCCAGCGGUAUACCAGGAGAGGAUAACAUCAUGCCACCAUGGCGCUCCUUAAAUAAAUGAAUAAAUUAUCUUAUGUCUAUAUAUUAAUCACACUCAGCUAGUUGGGCUCAUAGUCAACCGAGUUUGUGUUUUUGCUCCUGUUUAACGUUCACAGUUUUACCGUUUGAAAUGUGCUGCAAUGUUCAGUUCUCCAUUUGCCGUUAGUGUUGUGAAUGAAGAUGUAUUAUUGCACAGGAAGAAAUUGGUCUUGUGCGUGGGUGUGUGUUUAAAUGCACUGUCUGAUCUAUUCUCAGAGGCAUCUUUGCACGGAACGGAAGAGUGGUUCAGUUGGAAGUCGCUCAUUCUACUCUGCCUGUCCCCUAUCAUACCGUGUCAGCCCAUACUGUUUACCCGUAUUCUUGUACAGGGAAAUUGAGUUUCCAGGUCCAUACGGCAUACAGCCGUUUAAAUAUAGGCAAAAAAAGGUAUUUGUGUUUCCCCCAUGUGAUGGGAUAUUUGUAGGAUGAAAAUUUAGAUUUAUAAGGGCACAGGGUGACCAACAAGGUCUGAAUUGGUCUGAAAUAAGGUAUGACCUAUGGUCUAGCCCAGUGUUCUUCACUAAUUUUCAGAGGAUGGGUGGCGACUUUCGCUGAUAAAACAUCAGCAGUGUCAGGGGUUCGCCACAUAUGAAACCAUUGGGGGUUUGUGACAGCAGAAGGAUGAUGAUGAUGAUGGGGGUGUUUCCACUAUGUGUAUUGUCGGGGAGGGGGGGGUGGCGCACGUCAGGGGCCGCACUAAAGGCCACCAGGGGCCGCCAGUGGCCUGUGGGCCUUGCGAUGAGGAACUUCUGUUAAGAUGUUCAAAUACCAAAAAGAGAGGGUAAAACCUAUUCUUAUUUUUCAUACUUUGAUACUGGCAAAAAAGUUCCCAUUAUAUAGCUGCUCACCCCGAGCUAUAAAUGCCCUCAUAGUGCAUUGGCUUUGUACUGUUCGUCUUUUGGCGUUCUCUGGUCUGACACUGGUGGUGUGACUAGGCCCUAAAGAAGGCUGCUGUCUCUGGUAUAGGCCAAUCAGUUUAACAGACAAUGCCAAAUAUUAUCAGUGCAUAUUUAUUUGAAUGUUUUUGCCACAAGUAUGCCUCCAUAAUACAGUUUUUUUUGGGUUAGAUCGCGUAAAUAUAUAAAUGUGUCAUUAAACCCGCCGCCAUCCGACACAGCCAAUUAGUAAGGUUUGUCACGUAAAUAGAACGUGGCAAUUCGUCACUAGUACAGCACACUGGUGUGUUGGAGAGCUAAGGCGGGUUUAACGACAUUUAUGCGAUCUAACCCAAAAAAACUAUGAUGGAUAUUGGUUGUGAAAGCCGACGUGUUAAACCAUCUUAAUGCCUUUUGUAUUGCCAGAAAAGGUAAACCCUAUUAUUUUUCAUACUUUUGUAGAGACACACUUAGAUGUCUCUGUGGGUCGCGCCAGCCACAGUGCUGGAGGGGCGCCGAGCGCCGGGUGCCUCGAUUGGACGAGCUAAGGGCACGUAACCAGAAGCGGUGCCUCGAUUGGAGGAGUUAAGGACACGUGGCCAGAAGCGAGGCGCGCUGGUUUUGAUACAGAAAGGGGCGGAGCCGGGACCAAGGGAUAAAGGGUGAGCGCCGGGGGAUUCGGGACUCGUUUGGGGGAUCAAGCUAGCUAACACACAU
Messenger RNA from Lethenteron reissneri (Far Eastern brook lamprey), 3193 nucleotides. RefSeq lists its product as uncharacterized. NCBI's taxonomy places the organism in Eukaryota, Metazoa, Chordata, Hyperoartia, Petromyzontiformes, Petromyzontidae. The record is from RefSeq and is a predicted model, not a curated record. Gene Ontology annotation, molecular function: DNA binding.